CGACUGUUGCAAUCGCAAAGCGUCACAAAAAUAACAAUUCGCAAUAUCUGUUUGAUUAGACACCCACAUCAUAUAUCCGUUCGAUGAGACUAUGGCGAUAAAGCGGUGCAUCUGCAUAUCACAGGAACGGUGACGGUAUAUCCUUUCGAUUAGUCCUUGGUUUAUGAUAAUCAAAGUGUUACAAAUUGUCACCCAUACGUUUCGCAAUAUCUUUUUGAUUAGACGCUGACGUUAUAUAUCAGUUCGAUGAGACCGUGGCGAUACAGUGGUGCAUAUCGCGGGAAAGUUUCCGAUUUGAACGGUAUAAAUACAUCGUUAAAACGUACGAGACCUGUCAAAGUCAUACAGAAUUUCAAAGUGCGCGGUUUCAAGUUGUAAAAGUAUUGAAGCGUCGUCUGUUCACACAUAAUGGAUCAACUACAUGACUUAAUGGUCCUGACAGAUGCUCUGAACACCACUGUGACGGAGUUCACCGAAAACGUGGAAACUCUAUCGGGAAUGGUGCGAGAGAUAUAUAAGGAUCUCGAACGUUUGGAAACGACCAUGCCCAAGUUCGUGACAUUAGAGGUGCACAUACGAGUGCACGACACGAUGUUUGCAACAUUAAAACAAAUAUUUACCUUUAUCAAGGAAAUGAAUAUGCCCUUGAAAGACUAUGUACGACGAUUAUCUGAUGUGCGUGGGGAUAUGAAUGAAACAAGAGUGAAGAAGGCAAAGCCAAGUGGAUCUGUAUGAAAGAGAGAG
Molecule: messenger RNA, 744 nt
Organism: Vollenhovia emeryi
Lineage: Eukaryota; Metazoa; Arthropoda; Insecta; Hymenoptera; Formicidae
Exons: 3
Coding region: 409-735 (108 amino acids)
Source: RefSeq, a predicted model, not a curated record